AUGGGGUGGAAGGGUAACAGCAGCAUGCGGCAGUAUAAUCCAAACAAGCCCCACAAGUAUCACAUCAAGUCAUACAAACUUGUGGAGACAAGUACGGGAUACUUGUCCAACAUUAUACUGCACGACACAACCUCCCGCACUGUGGAUGAGGUUGUCCUUACACUGCUGGACGAGUCACCCUACAAUAAGCAUGAAGGAUACGCUGUGUUCACGGACAGGUUUUACACCUCACCCGACCUCUUCUGGCACUUGCGAACUGUUGAUGGUUACGACGCAACAGGGACCUGCAUGUCAAAUCGUCAUCAGUUCACUCCUGAGCUCAAGUGCGCCAAAGGCAAGUCCAAGAAGGGGGAGGUCCACAGCUACAUCGCCACACAUGGAGAUGACAAUUUGGUUGCAAUGCGGUGGAGGGAUGCAAAGGAUGUCUUCAUGUUAUCAACCGAGGAGACUGCUGACCUGAUAGAAUGUGACAGCCAGCGCGGUCGUGUGAAGAAAAUGAAGCCAGCAAUGGUUCCGCUCUACAAUAAGAACAUGGGAGGGGUGGACCUGAACGACUACCUGGAGUCAAAGUACAGCCCAUGCCGUGCCACCAGGAAGAUGUGGAAGAAGCUUGCGAUGUACCUAGUGAGCACAGCAGUCACUAAUGCGUACAUAAUCUUCCGCAUGGUGUGUAAGGACCGCAACCGCAAGAUGCCAAGGAGCCCCCAUUUCGCAUUCCGUGAAGCGCUGGGGAACAUCAUGCUCACGAUGUGUGACACACGCCCUCCACCCAACGUUCCUGCUGUAUUGCACACGGCCCCAGUCAGCCUAGGGCACCUACCAGCAUCAUAUCCUCCGUUGCCUCUUGAAGCUUAG
This is a messenger RNA of Eriocheir sinensis (Chinese mitten crab), 855 nucleotides long. Its product is annotated as piggyBac transposable element-derived protein 4-like. The transcript has a single exon. The record is from RefSeq and is a predicted model, not a curated record. Bases 1 to 855 code for a protein of 284 amino acids. NCBI's taxonomy places the organism in Eukaryota, Metazoa, Arthropoda, Malacostraca, Decapoda, Varunidae.